Molecule: messenger RNA, 1215 nt
Organism: Triticum dicoccoides
Lineage: Eukaryota; Viridiplantae; Streptophyta; Magnoliopsida; Poales; Poaceae
Product: vegetative cell wall protein gp1-like
Exons: 2
Coding region: 142-813 (223 amino acids)
Source: RefSeq, a predicted model, not a curated record
CCUACCACGCCGCUCCUCGGUGCUUCUAGAUGGAGGAGCACCACAGGUUGCUCCACCUUUGUCGCCUCUCAAGUCCCAACCCACCUCCGUCGCCUCACCUAAUCCCCACCAAAGCUCCACCCUCGGCGAGCCAAAUCAAGGAUGACCAGGGCAAGUUCCUGCCUCCACCGCAUCAGAGGCUUCACCGCGGGUCCGUGGCCACCUUGGCCAAGCCCGGUGCUGCACGCCGCUGUUGCCUUUCUGCUGACGGGCCGCUGUUGCCUCUCCCUGUUUCCCCUGCAAAGCUUCCCCUAUGUGUCCUCACCCUCUGCCUCAUCUCAGUCUCCCGGGGCACGCUCUCCCUGUCCUUCUUCCCUCGUUCUUCCACCUGAGAAGGCGCCUCACCAGCGCCCGGCCUCGCCGUCGCGCCUCCCCACGCCUGCGCACGCUCCGCCCCGCUGGUGCGCCGCUCGCCGGAGCCGAGCACCGCCGCCGCCCUACCCCGCUUCCCCCUGCUCCCCUUUCCUCUUGUCUCUCUCUAACCUCUUUCUCUCUCCCAUGGACGCCUGGAGCUCCCUCGCCGGCCGAUGCGCCGCCUUGCCCCGCGGCCUACAGAUGCGGCCGGCCACCCCGCCGGAGCCGAGCGCCGCCGCCGCCCCAGGUGAGCAGCGUCGCCGCCCUGCCCCAUUUCCACCCCACGGCCUACAGAUCCGGCCGGCCUCCAUUGCCCUUGUCGUUCCCGUGCCCGGAUCUGGCCGGAGUUCACCGCCACCGUGCCCGCCCGUGUCGGCAACGUGGCGGCCUCCUCAGCCUCGAGGGCGAGCUCCCAGUUGACCGCGUCCGCCGCCGCGACGCCUCGGUCCACCGCGGCCUUCAAUGCCCGCCGCGACGCCUCUGUACGCCGCGCUCUACAACGCCAGUCGCGACACCUCGCCGCAUUCCUGGGCUCUGGCGGCGCUCACGUCCGCCGCGACGCAUCCCCUGCCUUGCUUGUGCGGUGUCGACGCCGGCGACAAGCGGUUCAGUAGAGGCAGGGUGUUUUUUGCAAAAAAACAAACGUUAUCUACAAUUUAAGUAGGACUGCGCGUUAAUUUCGGGAAAAUAGGGGGACUUUUUUGCAAAAAUGACAGCGACGGACGACCAGAAGCAUUAGCUGCUUUAUUAGUAGGGAAAGAUUAUAUUAGUCAGGUAUAAUGAUCUUUCCGUCUUGCAAAAAUAAAUAUGGCAGAAUAUCAA